This is a messenger RNA of Eurytemora carolleeae, 1002 nucleotides long. RefSeq names its product flocculation protein FLO11. The transcript is spliced from 4 exons. The record is from RefSeq and is a predicted model, not a curated record. The coding region runs from base 75 to 980 and encodes 301 amino acids. Lineage: Eukaryota; Metazoa; Arthropoda; Copepoda; Calanoida; Temoridae.
UUUUAAUCAAAACAUUUCUUAUAAAAAGUUAUCAAGAAGAACAAGUUUUGAAUUACAAUCCAUUUCCCUAAAGAAUGGUGUCUGUUCUAAUCUUGACACUGAUUUGCUUCCUUGCAGCAAAUAUAAACGCUAAAACAUAUUUGGUUAAACCUGCAGGGUGGGAGAAAUUUGACAAAAAUGUCACAGAGGUUUCUGAUAAAGAUGAAUUAAAAGGAUGGGAUUACACAUAUGAACCUGCUGAUGGUUAUGACUCUUCUAGAAGUGAUCAAAUACCUUUCAGAACUGGAGGGAAUUUUACAAGACCUUUAUCACCUGAGGAGAAGAGAAAUCUACCUUCUACACAUUUAUAUGAUUAUGUUUAUGAUUAUUCAUAUUAUUAUUAUGGUGCACCUACUGCUUCAACUGGACCUGGUGCAGCUACCACACCCACUGGACCUGGACCAGCUACUACUCCAACUGGAAAUAAUUCUGAAGCAACAACGACUCAAACUGGAUCUGUUUCUGAACCAACCACUACUCCAACUGAAUAUGUUUCUAAACCAACAACGGCUCCAAUUGGAUAUGUUUCUGAACUAACAAUGGCUCCAAGUGGAUAUAAUUCUGAACCAACAAUGGCUUCAACUGGAUAUGUUUCUAAAUCAACUAUAGCUCCUACUGAAUAUAAUUCUAAAUCAACUAUUGCUCCAAGUGGAUAUAAUUCCAUAUCAACAACAGCUUCAAGUGGAUAUAAUUCUAAAUUAACAACAGCUUCAAGUGGAUAUAGUUCUAAAUUAACAACAGCUUCAAGUGGAUAUAGUUCUAAAUUUACAACAGCUUCAAGUGGAUAUAGUUCUAAAUUAUCAACAGCUUCAAGUGGAUAUAGUUAUAAAUUAUCAACAGCUUCAAGUGGAUAUAGUUCUAAAUUAACAACAGCUUCAAGUGGAUAUAGUUCUGAUAAAAAAGAAGGAGAUGAUUACUUUGGACCCGGACAGAGGCAUUAAAAAUCAAUAAAUUAAAAUUUUA